This is a messenger RNA of Camellia sinensis, 1085 nucleotides long. Lineage: Eukaryota; Viridiplantae; Streptophyta; Magnoliopsida; Ericales; Theaceae. The record is from RefSeq and is a predicted model, not a curated record.
AAUGUAAGCCUUUGCUAAACCUGGGGUCUCGUUAUUUGGAUUAUAGAAUGUUGCAAUUUUCAUUUAUAUCCAACACAUCAUUUCUGUUCAUGCUUUAGGCUUGUAAGAGAAUUAUUAUAUAAUAAUUUUAGUAUUUUUGUAUCUUGAGUGCAGAAUGAUUUUCAAAGGCUAUUUUGUUUUUCAAAAAAUAUUUUUCCGUAGAAGUCAAGACCAGCUAGUUUUGGUAGGCUAAUUCAUCGAUGUUAAUUUCCUUACUGUCUAUUUUUGUCUUGUUGGCUAUUUUUCCAUUGCUUUUACUCAUUUUGAAUGACUAACCCUGCACUUUAUUCAAUUUCAUCACUUCAUACAACUUGAGAUUGAUUCAAGUUAUUUUUUGGUACUAUCAACAUUAAAUAACUAGAGGCAUGACGUCCAAACUAUCAGUAGUUAAUGUUCAUCUUGCUGAUUAACAGUCAUGUUGACUUCUCUUACAGAUACGAACACUAGGCAUGCUCAGGUCACGGUUCCAGUCUUUACCUGGUGCAUUCAAUACAUAUUUGGUUCCUUCUGAUAAGACUAAGAAAAUGGGAUUUUCUCUCGCAAAACGUUUUUCUGAGGUUACAGCAAGCAAAAGAAGUGAAGCUGCAAAAUUUGCUCAGUUAUGGAAUGAAAUAAUAGUAAGUUUCCGUGAAGAAGAUCUCAUAAAUGACAGGGAGAUGGAUCUGUUACUAGUUCCUUAUUCAUCAGAUCCUAGCCUGAAACUAAUUCAGUGGCCACCUUUUCUGCUUGCGAGCAAGAUUCCGGUCGCAUUGGAUAUGGCGGUCCAAUUUCGAUCUAAAGAUUCUGACCUCUGGAGGCGUAUAUGUGCGGAUGAAUAUAUGAAAAGUGCUGUUAUUGAAUGCUAUGAGUCUUUCAAACUUGUGCUGAAUGCUUUGGUUGUUGGAGAAACUGAGAAAAGGUUGCUUUUUGGUACUUCGUUCAUCAAGGAAUUUAGUGGCCUGAACUAGUCAUCCAUUGUGAUUUGAUCAUGUACCAUAUACGUCUUCCAGUAAUUUUAGUUGUCUAUGUAUAUAUCUGCCUGAAGUUUAGGAUUUUAUUCUAUUGAU